Molecule: messenger RNA, 684 nt
Organism: Talaromyces marneffei
Lineage: Eukaryota; Fungi; Ascomycota; Eurotiomycetes; Eurotiales; Trichocomaceae
Exons: 4
Coding region: 1-684 (227 amino acids)
Source: RefSeq, a predicted model, not a curated record
AUGAUCAGACGCGAGGACGUCCUCUUUGCCAGCUUGGUCAGCAGACUCAAAAUGUCUCGAGAAGUGGCGAAAGCGGCCAAGUCCGCCUCGAACGCCAUCGCUGUUUCCAAGAAAUACACCGUUCAGUCUACAGGCAUCUGGGAAGUGAUCCGACGCACACUGGCCGUCGACCCAACCCGAUCCACCGGUGUCCCAUUGAACUCUCAAUUCCGCAAUCCAGCACCAGGCGCCCUACCACCUCAAUCAUACGAUGAACCCGUCACUCUCCCCGCCGCCGACCUCGCAGAUAACCCUUACUGGAAACGCGAUGUCCGCCGCAACUACCCUCAACUCAGCGUUUUCAGCCAAGGCGACGUUGCCGGACUUUUGACCUUUGGAAAUAAGCAGGCACCCAAGGAAGACGCUCUUCAGCUUGGAGAGGCUGGUGAGAAGCAAUUGAUUGCUGCUAAGCAGGAAGGAGAUGAAAAAGGAUUGGCAGCACAAUUUGAGAAGGAUAAGAACAGUGUCAAGAGUGUUUUGGGACCUGAUGGUUUACCACCCCUUCCCGUCAGACUCAACAACCUAGCCAAGUACGAAUUGGGAUCUGGCCAGGGAUACCCAGAGAAGUAUGGUUCUUCUUCUUCUUCUUCUUCUUCUUCUUCUUUCCUUGCAUUAUCGAUCUAUGCGACUCAUAUGACUUGUUGA